This is a messenger RNA of Macrobrachium nipponense, 1827 nucleotides long. It is a transcript of the gene PIG-A, whose product is annotated as phosphatidylinositol N-acetylglucosaminyltransferase subunit A-like. The coding region runs from base 316 to 1746 and encodes 476 amino acids. Gene Ontology annotation, cellular component: glycosylphosphatidylinositol-N-acetylglucosaminyltransferase (GPI-GnT) complex. Gene Ontology annotation, molecular function: phosphatidylinositol N-acetylglucosaminyltransferase activity. Gene Ontology annotation, biological process: GPI anchor biosynthetic process. The record is from RefSeq and is a predicted model, not a curated record. Lineage: Eukaryota; Metazoa; Arthropoda; Malacostraca; Decapoda; Palaemonidae. The transcript has 11 exons.
UGUCUGCUGAAGGGGGGCCUGGCAGCGAACGCCCAAUAUUUAAGUACCGAUUUAUAAACAAAUCAGACUCUUUGCUUUGGCUAAGAAACAUUGUCUUGGGAAAAUGUCUGUAAAGAUCGGUGAGGCUGGAACCAUCAUCAGUACUUAGACAGAAAUUAAUAUCCAUGACCGAAGUUAACCUAGCCUCGUGCUGAUUAAUGGUAAAACAGGCGAAGCUAUGGCACAUAGGGCUGAGCAAAGGGCUGGGCGAAGUCUUUGCUAACCUAAACAACUUCGGAGGUUCUGUGCAAACUGAAUAUGUGGAAAAAGUAGUCCAUGGAUACCAAAUCACCUGAGCCAGUUCAAAACCGGCCCAAUCGUCAUGUUAUUUGUAUGGUGUCAGAUUUCUUUUACCCAAAUGUGGGAGGAGUGGAAGAACACAUUUUCCAGUUAUCACAGUGUCUCUUGGGCCGUGGCCAUAAGGUCAUUGUCAUGACACAUGUUUAUGGAGAUCGUCGAGGAGUUCGUUACAUGACAAAUGGGCUUAAGGUUUAUUACUUACCCAUACAGCCCUUUUAUAGUCAGUCAGUGCUUCCAACAUUCAUAACAUCCAUUCCCCUCUUACGAAACAUACUGCUUCGUGAGAGAGUAACAAUUGUUCAUGGGCACUCGGCCUUCUCUACAAUGGCACAUGAAGCUAUGAAUUUGGCAAGAGCUAUGGGCUUAAAAAGUGUUUUUACAGAUCACUCGCUUUUUGGCUUUGCAGAUAUGUCUGCUAUAGUAACAAACAAUUUCCUAGCUCUUUCUCUGGCUGAUGUCAACCAUUGCAUCUGUGUAUCAUAUGUAGGGAAAGAAAACACUGUAUUACGAGCAAAUGUUGACCAAGACAAAGUAUCGGUCAUACCAAAUGCAUUAGACACAGAAGUUUUCAAGCCAGACUUAUCACAAAGACCCAAAGAUAAAAUUAAUGUUAUUGUAAUGUCUCGGCUGCAGUACAGGAAAGGAGUUGAUUUACAACCAGCUAUAAUUAAACAUAUAUGUGCUCAGUAUCCUCAGGUUAACUUUAUAAUUGGAGGUGAUGGUCCAAAACGCAGCAUCUUAGAAGAAGUUCGAGAUGAAGUUGGCAGUGAUAGAUUAAAGCUUCUUGGCCCAGUCCCACAUGCUAGGGUCCAUGGAGUGCUUGUUCAGGGACAUAUAUUCCUCAACACCUCAUUAACAGAAGCAUUUUGCAUUGCAAUUUGUGAGGCUGUUUGCUCUGGUUUACAGGUUGUGAGCACUAAUGUUGGUGGAAUUCCAGAAGUCUUGCCAUCACAUCUGAUUCUUCUUGCCCACCCAAAUGUUCAGAGUUUAACCAAGACUUUGGAAUUUGCCAUCGAAAAGGAAAUAAGUGGAAGGCGAAUGGAUCCAUGGGUCAUGCAUUGGGAAAUGAAAAAUAUUUAUACAUGGCCAGAUGUUGCUCGCAGAACAGAAAUCGUUUACAACAGGGUUCACCUCGAAAAGUCAAGUUCUGAACUAGUGCAAAGAAUACCUAGGUACAAAAAGUGUGGUUUAGUAGCUGGAUGGUUUAUGAUGUUUUUGGUCACAAUACAAUUUUUGCUGUUGAAGAUUUGCGACAGAGUUUGGCCUGCAGAGGAGAUGGAUAUAGCACCGGACUACCCCACAGGAUGUUGUAAGUGGUCAUUUGAAGAAGAAAGGCAACCGUAUGACGACUUAAAUCCCAGUUCAAAUUUUACUCCACCGCAGGCAAGGAGGAGGUUAAGAAUAUAACCAUUGUUUAUGAAAACUAAGAUCAUUUUAAAUAAUACUGUAUAUUGUUUUUAUAUAUUAAUAUAUAAUCCAAGUCAUUUA